AUGUCCACGAUAGCUGUCUCCGCAAAGGUGCUGUGGGCUGUGUUUUCUUCAACGGCAACCAGUACUGUGUGCAGCAAGACAGCCAAGACGAGUGCAAAGCCGCAUGCCGAAAACUUCUUGGACAGAAGCCGACCGACAAUAACUUCUUCCUUUACACAGUCUUCGGAGGUGGGAUACAAGCACAGAAACCGGCAAUUGCUAGUGUUUAUCUCUUUCACGAUCAAAGACAGAUUAGGUGUCAUCACAUUGUGGAAGAAGGCGACUAUCAGAUUAACGGGAUGUACUUACUCAAGUAAAAGUCAAGGUUCAUUGCCUGGUCGAGCCAGUAGUCCCAGCGUGCCUCGUUUGCUUUUCGUCUCUGUCUUUCCGUAUCCACAACAACAUGUACACAUGGUCACGAUGCAAAAGAUCGGUUAUCAUUCUUUAUCUACCGAAGACCUACGAAAGAAGAGCAUAUUCGUUAUGUAG
Bipolaris victoriae FI3 is the source of this 468-nucleotide messenger RNA. RefSeq lists its product as hypothetical. The transcript has 3 exons. NCBI's taxonomy places the organism in Eukaryota, Fungi, Ascomycota, Dothideomycetes, Pleosporales, Pleosporaceae. The record is from RefSeq and is a predicted model, not a curated record. The coding region runs from base 1 to 468 and encodes 155 amino acids.